GGUAUACCCAGUAAAGCUCAGGCUGUCAUAUUUGAAGUAUCAUUGCCUUCAGCCUCUUCACCAUGUUGACUAGUCUGGUGCUUGGGGGACUUCUGGGUCUAGCGACCGCUCAAUUCCCUCCCGAGCCCGAAGGCAUCACCGUGCUCAAGUCGAAAUUGCAUGAGAAUGUGACCAUUUCCUUCAAAGAGCCUGGAAUUUGUGAAACCACGCCGGGUGUCCGAUCUUAUUCGGGCUAUGUACACCUUCCCCCCGGUUUCCUUUCCGACGGAACAGGUGAAGUUCAGGAUUAUCCCAUCAACACCUUCUUCUGGUUUUUCGAAGCCCGCAAAGAUCCUAGCAAUGCGCCUCUGGCCAUUUGGCUCAAUGGAGGUCCGGGUGGUUCAUCGCUUAUGGGGCUCCUUGAAGAAUUAGGCCCCUGUUCCAUUGCAUCGGACUCCAAGACCACAGUCCUCAAUCCUUGGAGCUGGAACAAUGAAGUCAAUCUCCUAUUCCUUGAUCAGCCAACCCAAGUCGGCUUCUCAUACGAUGUCCCAACCAAUGGCACUUUGGUUCGGACUGCCGACGGCGAAGAAGAAAUCCAUUCCGGUGAUUUCUCCAUUGAUAUUCCUCAGUCCAACUUCACCCACCAUGUUGGUACCUUUGCAAGCCAGAAGCUUGCACAGACAGCUAAUGGGACUGCAUUUGCGGCUCAUGCUCUAUGGCAUUUCGCGCAAACCUGGUUCUUCGAAUUCCCACACUACAAGCCAAAUGAUGAUCGCGUCAGUCUCUGGGCUGAAAGUUACGGAGGCCACUAUGGUCCAGGUAUUUUUCGGUUCUUUCAACAGCAGAAUGACAAAAUUGCAGAGGGGACUGCAGAAGACGGUGCACAGUACUUGCACCUCGACACACUUGGCAUCGUGAAUGGCUUGAUGGAUAUGGUGAUCCAAGAAGAGGCUUACAUUACUUGGCCGUACAAUAAUACCUACGGCCUCGAGAUCUUCGAUAAACCCCUCUACGAAGAACUAAUGUAUAAUUGGACGCAUCCCGGAGGCUACCGCGAUCAGGCCCUCGCCUGUGAAGCGGCUCUGAAAGAACGUGAUUCCGGCUUGCCUCACCCAAGGAAGAAUGUCUCUGAAAUUUGCGGAGGUCUUGCACUCGAAUGGGGAGAUGGUCCCGUCACCUACUACCACACCUUCAAUCGUGGGUGGUACGACAUUGCCCAUCCUAAAAACGACCCAUUCCCUGCCAAGCACAUGCUCGGGUAUUUGACGCAGGAGUCCGUUCUGGCCGCUCUUGGGGUACCCGUCAACUUCACAUCGUCUUCGAGUGCCGUGGCUACACAGUUCAUAAAUACUUUUGACAUCGUCCAUGGCGGCUUCCUGGAUGCAAUUGGUUACCUCCUCGACAGCGGGGUGAAAGUGCACAUGAUGUACGGAGAUCGUGAUUACGCCUGCAAUUGGGUCGGGGGCGAAACAGCCAGCCUUGCAGUCCCUUACUCGCGAAUUACUGAAUUUGCCGACACGGGAUACUCCCCACUUCUUACGCCCGACGGGGUUAGCGGCAUGACCCGCCAGCUGGGCAAUUACAGCUUCACUCGCGUCUUUCAAGCCGGGCACGAGGUCCCCUCCUACCAGCCUGUCGCAGCGUAUGAGAUCUUCAUGCGGGCGACUUUCAACAAGGAUAUCCCGACUGGCCUCUUAGCUGUUGGCGAUAAUUUCCAGACGAUUGGACCCAAGGAUACGUGGCAUAUUAAAAAUAUUCCUCCUGUUAUGCCAAAGCCGCAGUGCUAUGUCCUGAGUCCCGAGACGUGUCCUCCGGAGGUUUGGGAGACCGUUGUGAACGGAUCUGCGACCGUAAAGGAUUGGUAUGUUGUCGAUGGUAGCGCGGGUGUUGAGGACCAGGAGGGUUUUAGCAUUCUGGGAGGAGAUGAGCUGUAGUGGCUUAGAGGUCUACUGCACAACCUCGGUAGCACUUAGAUAUAUCGAUAUAGUCUGCUUUCUCAUCUACGAG
This is a messenger RNA of Aspergillus costaricaensis CBS 115574, 1989 nucleotides long. RefSeq names its product lysosomal protective protein precursor. NCBI's taxonomy places the organism in Eukaryota, Fungi, Ascomycota, Eurotiomycetes, Eurotiales, Aspergillaceae. Bases 63 to 1916 code for a protein of 617 amino acids. The record is from RefSeq and is a predicted model, not a curated record. Gene Ontology annotation, cellular component: fungal-type vacuole. Gene Ontology annotation, molecular function: serine-type carboxypeptidase activity. The transcript is spliced from 4 exons. Gene Ontology annotation, biological process: proteolysis.